This is a messenger RNA of Lachancea fermentati, 489 nucleotides long. The record is from the annotation of a GenBank genome assembly. Lineage: Eukaryota; Fungi; Ascomycota; Saccharomycetes; Saccharomycetales; Saccharomycetaceae.
AUGUCUCAUCGCAUCGGGAAGGAGUAUCUGGCGCUUCAAAAGACGCUGCGCGACCCUGCAUACCGCCACGUCUUGGAACUCGCGCCUGAAUCUGACCAAGAUCUGUCGCGCUGGCGGGCCCGCAUCGCAGGACCGCCCGACACACCAUAUGCGGGCCAUGCAUUCACGUUAGUGAUUCAGAUCCCCUCUACCUAUCCAAUGGAACCACCCCAGGUGCGCUUUGAGCCUCGUGCCAUGCCCCAUUGCAACGUCGACUUCGACUCCGGCCGCAUCUGCCUCAACAUCCUCGAAAAGGCUCACUGGUCACCCGCGUGGAACGUCCUGCACGUUGUGCACGCGGUGUGGCUGCUCCUAAGCGAUCCAGUGCCAGACUCACCACUGGAUGUCGACCUGGCUUGCCUCGCCCGCGCCCAGGAUACCGCUGCCCUGGACGGUUUGGUGCGUUACUACUUGGCAGGCGGGUCACGUGGCAUAUCGAGCUCAACAUGA